Messenger RNA from Botrytis fragariae, 2203 nucleotides. RefSeq names its product putative dnaj domain containing protein. The transcript has 4 exons. Gene Ontology annotation, molecular function: protein binding. Lineage: Eukaryota; Fungi; Ascomycota; Leotiomycetes; Helotiales; Sclerotiniaceae. The record is from RefSeq and is a predicted model, not a curated record. Bases 1 to 2073 code for a protein of 690 amino acids.
AUGUCCUUUAACCUCUUUUCAAAAACACCAAGAAAACCAAAGAAACCUGAAGAUAACGAGGAGGGGAUUCAAACGGAUUCGCCUCGCUCAAAAUCCCCACUAAAGAAAUCUUACUCAAGAUUAAGUAAAAAUAAAGAAGAGGAAAAUAUUAAAUCAGAGGAAAAACAAUCAGGCUCAACAAAAUCCAGCCGUAUUCGACCAAAAUCGAGUGUAUACCCGUCGCGAAAUUCUUUUGAUCCAAAUACCACUCAUCCUUUAAACCUUCCGCCAGAUCAACUGCGGAGGUUAUCAACUCAAGUCAGGAUGUCGGAACCUAUGGAUAUUGACGUUGACUCUCCUGCCAGCGCUCGCAAUCCUUCCCCACCACCUGCAACUAAUUCACAAUCAAACACCCAAGCAAGCACAUCAAAACCAGCAGAGCCUGCUCGUAAGCUUUCUUCAAAGUCUGCUCCAAAGCCUGCUCCUCAGCCAAGUGCACCCAAUGGUGACAGUGCUUCAGCUAAUGGAGAGGGACCACCCCCUCCUCCACCAGCUCACAAAUCGAACCCAACAAGUCCUCAAGCGGUAGCGCCACCGACCCCAGAAGAAGCAGAGGCAUUCAAAGAUUCGGGAAAUAGAUAUUACAAGGCUAAGCAGUACAAGAAAGCUAUUGAAGAAUACACCAAGGCUGUCGAAGCGAUGCCAAUAUCAUCCACCUAUAUCAACAACCGUGCUGCUGCUUAUAUGGCUGCUGGCCAAUACUACCAGGCUUUAGAAGAUUCCAAACGAGCUGACCAGCUUGAUCCCAACAACCAUAAAGUACUUCUACGAUUAGCUCGAAUUUACAUCAGUAUGGGAUUACCACAAGAGGCUAUGGAUACCUUUGGCCGCAUUCAACCACCACCUUCAGCAAAAGACAUGGCUCCAGCUAAAGCUAUGUUGCAACAUCUUGCGGCUGCAGCAGACGCACUUAAGAACGGAACUGGAUCAAUGGCAAUACACUCUAUUGAGCAGGCAGAAAGAUUACUUGGUAUGGGUGUGCCCAAGCCACGCAAAUGGCAAUUAAUGCGUGGUGAGGCUUAUCUAAAAAUGGGCAAUGUCAAUGCUUUGGGAGAUGCACAAAAUGUUGCCAUGUCUUUAUUACGAGGAAACAGCCAAGAUCCUGAGGCGCUUGUUUUGAGGGGCAGAGCUUUAUACUCUCAAGGCGAAAAUGAAAAGGCCAUCCAGCAUUUCCGACAAGCUUUGACAUGCGAUCCUGAUUACAGAGACGCAGUCAAGUAUUUAAGAUUGGUCAGGAAGGUUGAUCAGUUAAAAACCGACGGAAACGCGGAGUUCAAGGCUGGGCGAUACCCGAAUGCUAUUGAAAAGUACAGUGAAGCUCUCGCACUCGACCCUACAAACAGAGGAACAAACUCCAAAUUGCUUCAAAAUCGUGCUUUGUGCAAAUCUCGCCUCAAGGAUUAUGCGGCUGCUAUUGAGGAUUGUGAUCAAGCUCUUCAACUUGACCCUUCAUACACCAAAGCAAAGAAGACAAAAGCUACCGCUCUUGGCGAGUCUGGCCAGUGGGAGGAAGCUGUACGCGAGCUCAAGCAGUUGCAAGAACAAGAUCCUUCAGACGCUGGUAUUGCUAGGGAGGUACGAAGAGCUGAACUCGAGUUGAAGAAGAGCAAGAGAAAGGAUUACUACAAGAUCCUUGGCGUUGAGAAGGACGCAGAUGAUAACCAGAUUAAGAAGGCUUAUAGAAAGGCUGCAAUCAUCCAUCAUCCAGAUAAGAACCGGGAUGAUCCACAUGCAGAGGAGCGAUUUAAGGAUAUUGGAGAGGCCUACGAGACCUUGAGUGAUUCUGAGAAACGUGCACGAUACGAUAGUGGUGUAGACUUGGAAGAUCCAAUGGAUGGCUUUGGAGGCGGUAUGGGAGGUGGUGGGGGAGGAAUGAACAUUGAUCCAGAAAUCCUCAUGCAAAUGUUUGGAGCCCAGAUGGGAGGGGGCCGUGGAGGUGGAGGUGGUUUCCACAGUUUCGGUGGUGGUAUGCCGCAGGGAGGUCGCGCUCGGGGCGCUCCUCAAGGCUUUCCCGGUGGAUUUUCGUUCCAGUGACCUGAUGAAGAUCAGAAUCAUGAUAUUAAUCAAGAUCAAUCCACCUCUCACAACACAUCAAAAAGUUCGCGUCAAAGUUCUGAUUUCACAAAAGCUUCUCAUGAUCCCGACGGAAAAUGGUGGCUACGUA